GCUACGCCGAACCUGACCGAGCUGAGCCGAGCCCAACCGAGCUACUCCGAGCGGAUGGCUUCGGCCGGAUUCGGCGUGUAAACCGAAGGGCCACGAUCGGCGAGACUCGAAUUUUCCGUCGACCUCCCGAAAGUGGCCGAAAGUCGCGCGAAUCCUCCGCCAUCGUCCACCACUGUCGCGGCCGCUUACAUGAAACGUCACGAUUACUGUGACGGGACUGCAGUGGCUGGGAAGGACGUGCGUACAUAUGUUUAUGAACGUUCUAAUGUUGGUACUAUCUGUCGCUACGCGCGAGAGAAUACGAAGCGGUGAUCAUCGCCGGUCACUGUCGUUUAUUGAUUUCCUGGCUUCAUAGAGAUAUAUAUUUCUCGCAUAAUACCACGAGACACGAUGUGCCGGCGUAAUUGAGCAGGUACUUGUCGAUCGAGAACUCUCGUUUUGAUGAAUUCCGCAGAAAAUUCUUUGUGCGAGGAAAGGAAGAAAGGAAAGACAGGAUUGUUACGCGAAAGCUGCUUGGAGUAAAAGAAUGAAACGCCAUUAGAAAAAAAAGAGAACGAAAAAAUGAGAAAAUGAUUCGUCAGAAGAGCUCGAAUAUAAACUUACGAACGAAUAUGUUUCGAAUGAUUAUACGCUUUCACGAUUUUUGUGCGGAUGUGACGUACUUCGUGGAAUUGAAAUAAUUGAAUUACAUCGCGCGGAUCGACGAUGAACGCCUAUGUACUUUUUUAUAUUUAGAAAUGGCUGACGCAGAUCCACAAUUUAAACGCCUUUUACUGCCAGCGGAGGAAACUCUUUUUGAACAGUUGCUGAGAUUCGGCCUUUACGUAGGUGCAGUAUUUCAAAUCAUGUGCUUGUUAGCUAUAGUCCUGUAUCAGGCUGGUCCAUCCGAUGGUGUAGCAGCUUUAAAGGAUGACCCAAGUGAUGUUGAAUGUUCCGAAAACAGUCCUCAGGUGACGCCAAGAAGACCUCAUCGGCCGCGAAAGCAGGAGAAAAAAAAGAGGCGUUGAAAUGUUCACAUUUCCUGCAACAUCACUUUGAUACUACUCUCAUGCUCUUACAUCAAAUGUUUUCCAUUUGGUAACACAAGUUUUAUCUCUGUUACUUAUGGAAUGUAAAAAGAAUAUAGAACGACGUUUGUGUCGACUAUUGUCAUUAAAUUGAAAACCAUUAAUUAUCCUGGU
Molecule: messenger RNA, 1181 nt
Organism: Mycetomoellerius zeteki
Lineage: Eukaryota; Metazoa; Arthropoda; Insecta; Hymenoptera; Formicidae
Product: protein anon-73B1
Exons: 3
Coding region: 738-1007 (89 amino acids)
Cellular component (GO): membrane
Source: RefSeq, a predicted model, not a curated record